UGUUUUCACGUUGCCUAUUUUACAUUUAUUGUUCACUUGAUGUCACAGUGGAGCAAAUGAAUCUCCUCGGUGCGUCGGCUCAUGAGUCGAACAGUUGGAUGGAAUGCUUCAAUGCUUCAUGAAGCUUCAUCUUGCCAUCACUGGCAAAGAGUAAUGAUAAAAAAUAUUUAAUGAAAAUGAAAUACAAAAAACCAUAGUAUUCUGGGCAAAAGACAAAAUAUUAAAUCCAAAGAAAUCCAGAAGUAGACAAGAGGCGAGCACAGGGAAACCAGGGUUGCAACAGAGAAGUGACAAGAGUAGACAUGAGGAUUUGGAGAGUAGUGAGUGAAAAAGACAAGCUUAAAUACUGGGAGGUAGAAUGCAGAACAAAAGACCUGGUCUGAUGAGCUAACGGGUUGCAGGGAGCAGGAGGUAGACUGAGGAGAGAGAGAAUACACAGGGUACUAGAAAAUUAAUCUAAUAUAAAGAAUAACUAAACUAAAGAAAUAUAAAUAAAGUAUACAGACAAAGAAUAACUAGAAACAAUAAAUAAACUAGACUUACUAAGAAAGAACUAAACUGGAAAUGGAAUGAGGCAGAACUACUAAAAAAAAAUAAAUAAAUAAAAAACUAAGGCACACAAAAAAUGACAAAACCCAAAACCAAACUCAAACAAUCCCAGAUCCUUGUAAUUGAUGUUCCAAACAUCACCGUCUUUGUUUGCAAUAUUUGAUUCUUCAGUCAAGUAAGGCUUAAAUAAGCUGACAAUUUACCACUGAUCAUUAGGUUAACUUGAUUACUGAAGUUGGGAAACAGGACUUUGUUUCUUUAGUCAUGUACCAGUUCAGCACAGGUUGUUUUAUGCUCUCAACCAACAUGCUCAAAAUCUGACUCACUAAAGCCAGCUGUUCAGUAUGAAUCAUGAUUCUUAACUAUAAAUAAAUAUGUUGGAUUCAGGCCAUGACUCCCCACUAACUCUACAUCUGUUCUCACAUUAUUACAGCAUUUAGAGCUCAGCUUUGUCUCCAACUACAGCUAACUGUGUUCUGUUCCUGGUUUUCUGUAUCUUUUUGUUUUUUUUACUUUUUAUUCAGAGUUUCCAGUGCAAAUCACAUCACAUACAGUACAUCAUACAUGUAGUGCAUAGUACAAACUGUAUAUGUACAACCUCUCAUACUGUGCUCCAUAGCGGCUUUGUUUCUCCACAGUACAGAAAAAGAAAACUAAAUGAGUUUAGAAUAGAGGCGAGUAUCUCCUCCAACAUAGCAGUCGCAAUCCCCAUCAGCAAGUUACCUGAGCCAGUCUGCUGAGAACUUCAAGGCGUAUCUCUUCAAUGUUGUGACAAGUUUUAAAUUUUCUUGAGGACUGAACUCCUCAAGCAAGUCAGUUCUGACUAGUAUGAUUUCCACUUUUUUUCUUAGCAAUAGCUCUUUUGUACCCAUUGGCUAAAGUCAUAGAUUCCACAGAGGUUAUGAAGAGUGAAGAUAAUCUAAUUGCACAAACACAACACUAAGGAGAUAGGUAACUUCAGAGAAUCAUAUUAUGGCACUGUUAAGAAACAGUCAUCAGCAAAAAAUUUACUUUAUAGCAUCAGUGACAUAAAAAACUGUACUUUUCCACUAAAACAAAGGAAAGCACCACUAAAACUGUAGAUACUGAUUCUGUUCUACAUGCAAUAACAAUCCCCUGUAUUGUUAAUAUAUCUGGAAUAAGAUGUGUUGAAAAUUUAAGCCUCUUCUUCCAAAGAAAGCAUCCAGGUCUGCAAACAUAUGUUAUAAUCUGAUAUCAAACUGAAUAUUUUGUGCCACAAUACCAAACAGUGUAUUUGGUACAAGAAAAUGUCAGAGCCACAGUAAAAUGUGAUGAUAUAAGAUUUGACCAGAAGUUUGAGGACAGUGAGAAAACAGACAAACCAGACUACACUAAGCCAGACUAAGAUUAAUUAUUUGGUGUAGGGAGGAAGGAAGCCCUGUCAAGACUGAGUUGCAAAAAUAAUGAGCCAAACCUGUGCCAUAUGCAUCUGUCUGCAGCAUGGAGUGCCAUGUCCCCAUUAAGGAGGCAAACACAGACUGGAUAGCUGCAACUGCUGCAAUGCCUUAACGCCUCUAUGACUGUAGCAUCUGAACUCCACUCUACCAGGGCUUGCAAAGAGUUUGCCAACUUCUUUAGAGAUAACUUAGAAAAAUUAGAGGGCCAGUCAACGUCAACAUCAAAUCCUCUGCCAAUGACAUGCAAAAACAUAACAAAUAGUGAGAAAAUGGCUAAUCACAUUACAAAGGUUUAGAAAUGAGCACAUACUGAAAUAAGCAAAAUGCAAUAGAAACAUUUAGUAAACUAAAUCUGUUGAAGCAAUAAGAAAACUGCAUGAUGAUUUGAAAUGCUGUAAUUUAUGGUAAUUUUUGUUUUCAAAAGUCCUGACUUAAAAAGCUCCUAAAAGGCCCAGCUGUGCUGACAUAGUGAGGAGUCAGAUUCCUGGCAAGUGACAAGCAUCUCUCCUCGCAGUCUCCUUCUGUGAAUGGGACAGACAGAGGAGGCUCUUAACUGUCGAGAGGAGGAAGACAAACUCUGGUAUUCUAAUAAUAGAUGCUUAAAAAUAGCCUCAGGGUUGGGUUUGACAGGGAGAUGAUAACUGCUAUAAUGCAGCUUGAUCAGCUAAAAGAUGACAGACAGACACCCACUGUCACCUGAAUCCAGAUGGAGCAGCCAUAGUCCCAUCCCACUCAGAUGUUGAGUAGUUCACAUUUAUUUCACAGGGUGAUGUGAAGAGUUAAGAAUAAAUACAGAGGAGUGACAUUGAUAAGACAUACCAUGAAGAGGUUGGAAAGAGUGGAGAGUGAUGGCCAGUUUGCUAAAAACCAUAUGAGAUUUUAGAGGGUAAACACUUACUAGAUAAUGAGCAGCAGCAUGGCUUUCUGCUGAAGUGGUGGUUGCCUUGACAAUGUUGAUGGAAAAGGUUAGAAGAAGCUGCUUUGUGUCUGUAUGACUCUAGAGGCAGCAGAUGAUCAGAUGAAAAGAGAUGAAUGUUGAAGUGUGAGGAAGUUAUGUGUGGGAAAGAAAUAUGUGAGGGCGGGCAGGACAUGUACAACCAGGGAGAUAGUGGUGAGGUGUGUGAAGUGUGUGAUCAGAGUGACAGAUGUCUUCAGGGAGGUGAUGGGGAAUGUGUCUGGCAUCAGCUCUCAGUCUCUGGUUAAAAUCACGACAGGCUGAUAAGAAGUCAGGAAGGAGUCUCCAUUGACUAUCUUGUUUUCAUAUGACAUUCUGAUGGCAUCCUUAUGUAUCUGUGGGGAGCAGCCUGGUGAGGAUGAUGUGAACUGAACUGAAAGUCAGAAGAAGACAACAUGUGUGCAAAUGAGGCAGGGAGGGAAGCUGAAAGAUGAAGAGGUUCCACUUUUACCUGAAUUCAACUAAUGAACCUCCACAUCAGUUCUGCGUGUGUUAGAUGUGUCUCUGUUCCAGAACACCUGAUUCAAAUGACUGCAUGACCUCCUCUGUAUGCCAGAAGCCUGUUAAUCACCCACUUAUUCAAGUCAGGUGUCUGGAAGAAGGGAAACACCUAGAAUAUGCUGUGAAAUGGAUCCUGGGGACCGGGAUUCAGAAACACUACUCUAGUGAGACAGUUGCGUUAUCCACAGUUGCUCAGCUUUUUUACAUGGUCAGUUGGACAUAGAGUUGCAGGAGAAUGAGCAGACUAUGAUCCAGUAAAAAGUCCAUGACAUAAACUUGUUUUUAGUAGCACUCAUAAAUCAUAUUACAGUGGCCAGUUAGGUGACUGUGGAAUCUGUUGCUUUACAGGUGCUCAUAAAAAGUAUUCCCUUGAAUUGGAUGUUUUACCUUUUUUUACUGUUUUUUACAGACUUUUUUUAGUCUACACGUUAUAUUUGAUCUGUAAGAUGAAGCUAUGACAGUCAUCUCAUCUCAUUAGCUUAACAGAGAGUUAGCGACUUCAUUGGGUUAAAAUGGUAGAAAAGAUUUGUACAUUAUCAGCAUAGCAGUGAAAAAACAGAUUGUGUUUCACGUUGACAGAUCCUGAAGCCAGAAUGUAGAUAUAAAACAGGACAGAUCAAAAGAAUGGAAAAUUCUGUGACUAACUGAAUUUUCCAAAGAUCCAAUUUUCUGUGGUCUCUCUGUGGGAUCCAGCAGUACCAGUACAUGGACAUGUAGCAUCAGGUGCCCGGCUGAUUUCAUAGUGAAAUUUUAAAAGAGCUGACUCUGCACUGUGUCCAGAUCUGAACCUUGACAACUUCCACUGAGCCAGGUUCUGCUGCAAGGGAAUCGUUUUUUUCCACUCUCACUUCCACAUGGAUGUGUUGCAUUUACUCAAUAAGCAUCAUGCAGUAUGAUCAAGUGAUUCUGAUUGGACUUUAUAAUAUUUGGGGAGAUAUGUAAUAUGAAUGACAUGAAUGCCAUGAUAAAAUUGUAUUAUAUAAUAGUACAACAAUGAUCAUGAUCAUCAUCAUCAUCAUCAUCAUCAUCACUUAUCCUGGUCUGUUUUUAACGCUCAUAUUGUUGCUGUACUUUCAAUCAGCUGUGUGACAUUAGCUUCAGUCUUCAUUUAAAGAGUGGUGAGUGGCGUAUGGUAGUUUCCAAGCAACACGCACUGCCAUGGUCAUACAAACUUGCGUCAUUUCCUACAAAGACUCCAGAGCGCGACCCGUUCCGCGCUCUCUUCCAGCUGCGCUCACAGAGAGCUUCGUCGCAGAAAGGAGAAGAUUCUCUUUUCGUAGAGAUAUUCAUAGUUAGAAUAUGGUUAUGCGGUUUUUCAAAUAGGCUUAUUGAAGAUUCACAUGAAUGAAAACAGUUUUUGUUGCGUUUGAUAUAUUUCAUCUCACCGGACAAUCAGAGUCGCAGCGGUGCGUCCCGUUCAGAACCCCGGUGCAGCUAGUGUUGAGCCUGCAAUAAAGAGAGGACGGAGCAGCAAGUUGCCCUCUGAUUUCGGAGCUGGAGAAACGUAGACCUCAGAUGGGAAAAUGUGUUUCUUUCCGUGACAAGCUGAGCGCACUCCAGCGCCAUUACGCACAUAUAUUACCGGUCACCUGUUGAUGCCUGAAGCUCGGGGAGCUGUUUAAAUUUGUUGGUGGGCGACGUGAAGUGACCGGCGCUGGACCAAAUGCCCGAUCCGUCCACAGGACUGCAUGGCACGCUGUUUCUCCGUUAUGCGGUAGGAUGAGCGCUGAUCUGGAGCGCGCUUCGCCCAACACAUCGGUGAACUCGGCCGGCGUAGGGAGCCGUGCGCUCUCGACAAAUGUCCGAAGGCUCCAUAACACACUCAAUGUGCUGCUAAGUGACCUGGAGAGAGAGCAAUUUAUCCACUGUCUAAAUGUUUACCACGCCAAACGCAACGUUUACGACCUGGUCCAGACUCUCAAAGUGAUUCUCAACACGCCCGCAAAGCGACAGCUGCUGCCCAUGCUGCGUCUCGUCAUCCCCAGGUCCGACCAGCUCCUCUUUGACCAGUACACCUCCGAGGGGCUCUACCUGAAAACAGACCUGCUGCCCAGCAACGGCAGCGCGGAAAGCUUCGGAGAUGAGGGCGAUUCCACUCUGCAGUCGUAUAUCAGCUCAGUCUGCGAGCAGCCUCUCACGACGACUUGUCCGGAACCGACUGUUUCCACGGCCCCGCUCUUCAGCGAGGGCCUCUUCGGAGAAGUGCGUCAAGUUACCCUGACGCGCUCCAGGAGCCAAGAAGGUCUAGGUUUUAGCAUCCGCGGGGGCUCAGAGCACGGCGUGGGGAUCUACGUGUCGCUGGUGGAGCCGGGCUCAUCGGCCGAGAGGGAAGGACUGAGGAUCGGGGACCAGAUAGUAGCAGCGAACGACUCGGUGUUUGACUCUGUCUCUCACACAGAGGCGGUGAAGGUGUUGAAGGGAUGUAAAAAGCUGACCAUGUCAGUGUGCUCAAUGGGUCGCAUCCCAGGAGGCUACAUGACCAACCGAGUGUACAGCUGGCUGGACCCUCAGGGCCGGAGUGUGUCUCCACCACCUGAUAGCCAGGAGGCCGACCUGAGACAAGGACACGGCAUGGAGGAGAGGACGGUCAACCUGAAUAUGGACAACGGUCGCUCUCUGGGUCUAAUGAUAAGGGGUGGGGCUGAGUACGGACUGGGGAUCUACAUCACAGGAGUGGACACUGGAUCUGCUGCUCAUGUUGGUGAACUCAAGGUGGGCGACCAAAUUCUGGAGGUGAAUGGUCAGAGCUUUGUCACUAUCUCCCAUGAUGAGGCAGUUAACAUCCUCAAGUCAGGGCACCACCUACUAAUGAGGUUGAGGGAUGUGGGCCGUCUGCCUCAUGCACGUACAAUUGUGGAUGAGACCAAAUGGAUCUGUGGUCAGGUCAUCGCUGAGACCAAUGCAACAUCUGGCCUAAAUUCUGUCUCACAUCCUAGUGUUGGUGCUGUUGGUCAUGCAAGCAUCAGUGCCAGUGGCAACAAUACAAGACCGUCAUCUGCCAGAGCCACACCUGUAUUUGGAAAGUCGGCAGGGUACAGAGGGGUUAGCCCACCUGGUGCUCAGGUGUCUCUGGAGCAACAGGCCUACAUGCUGCUGACAGAACAGGAGAGGCAGACCAUGGCCUACUACCUGCAGGAGUAUCAGCAAGGACACAUUGAUUUGGAGCCAUUGACCAUGGCUCUUUCUGAGCUUUUCAACACCCAUGCGAAGUUGUCCUUGUUGUCUGAGGUCAGGAGUCUAGUGGCUCCUCAGGAUCUGGAGGUGUAUGACAGGCUGGUGUUGCACCAUCAAAGAGAGGCUCAUCAGGCCUGGCCAGGAGGUCUCAGAGUGCUACAUCCAUCAGGCCAUUGCAGCCAUGCAGCUCUUGUGAUACAUGAUGCAGGACAGAUCAGCCAUCCAGUGGCUGAAGCUUCCACUGGCAACUGGAUAGAAAAAGAACAAGAAAAGAACAGGAAUGGCUUCCGAAACAUUUCACUGGAUGAAGCGAGGUCUUCUCCUCCACCUUUCAGGGCUGCGCCUGUCCAGGCCCAGAAUAUUCAAAUGAGAGACAAAGAGCUGAGUCAGCGGCCCGCAGCCCGGCUGCUCCAGCCCAGUUCCAGUGUACCCCUUCCUGGUCCCACUCGGCUGCUUCAAGAAUGCUUCCACAAGUCACUAAAGUCCUUCCCUACGUCCCAGCAGCCCUUCUCAACAUCUGCCCAGCAUACAUGUGCUGCUACAAAACAUCAUACAUCUCUCGGUACACUCCAACAUACCUGCCAGAGCACCCCUCACCUCUCUGGCUCAGAACAAUACACCCAUUCACACUUCACUCAGCAUGCUGGCCACUUCAACCGGCUCACUUCAGGACACCAAACAUGUCCGGGCUUCCUGCACCAUCGGGACUCCUCCAUAUUUGUUCAACCAGAGGCAGCAGUAAAACUUUCUUCGCGGUCAAGCUCAUAUGAAAAGUCAUCUGUUUUUUCAAAGUCUGCCUCCUCCUCUAAAGAAGCAUCUCCAAUGCCAUCACCUCAUCCAUCACCGCGUCCUUCGCCGUGUCCUUCCCCAUGUCCCUCUCACAUGAUACCUGCCUCUCUAUCAUGUAGUCCAGACCGGCCAUGCUCACCUGCCCUCACCCACAAAAUCAUCGUUACAGACAUGAACCGGCUGUCUGCAGACUCCAGACAACAGCAAAGAGGUGCCCUGUCUCAGUUGUCAGACAGUGGUCAGACUCUGAGUGAAGACAGCGGUGUAGAUAUAGGAGAGACCGGCGGUCUAACUAAGGAUGGCAGCCCAAGACCAACCAAAAAUAAGCAGGGUCAUCUGGAACUCCAAGGGGCCCACACGCCUCCUACAGGGGCCACAAGACAAACAAGCUCACCUAUUUCAGCACUCAACACUGCCUUAGUCAGAGUGGUGAAAAAUUCCAACACGUUGGGCAUUGCUAUAGAGGGAGGAGCGAAUACAAGACAACCUUUGCCACGCAUUGUGACCAUUCAGAAAGGAGGCUCAGCUCAUAACUGUGGCCAGCUGAAGGUUGGCCAGGUCAUCCUAGAAGUCAACGGAAUUUCCCUGAGAGGACAGGAACAUGAAGAGGUCGCCCGAAUCAUUGCUGAAGCUUUCAAGACCAAAGAGAAGGACCACAUUGACUUCCUGGUGGCUGAGCUAGGGUUCUAGAAAAAAGACAGUCACUCAGUACACUUUAAUUGGAAAAGAUGUUGUUAUGCACCAUUGAGAACUCUCAAUUAACACCCUCUAUUAAACAUCCUGAUUUCAUUUCAGGGUUAUGGAUACCACAAAGGUGUGUUGGAUUUCUGCUAACAGCUCUCUAUAGAAAUUUGUACAAGCUAAUUAUAAAAAAGGAUAUUAGAUUAAUAUUUAAUAUUUCAUAAAUAAUAACUUAGUCAAAUGUUAUUAGUUUAGUUUUAUAACAGGAAAUAUUCUAACUGUGUAUGUGUUCUGUUUAUUAUGUCAGUGAGAGGGAAAAAUAAUAUUAAGGCAGAAAAAAAAUCUCAUCACACAAACCAUUUUAAAAAUCAAGGGAAAAGAAAUAAUAAUAAUGAAUGCAAUAAUGGAGAAGAAAGAAAUAGGCAGAAGUGUUGCUACUUCUUAAUUUGGCAAUACAUUUAGAGAAUGUGAUUUGUAAAAUAUUACUAUCACUAACAUUUAACUAACUUCAAAUCAAAAUUCAGUAGAGAACAUGUCAAUUUUGAAGAUGCAGCAUUCUCCAACUAAAAGAAUACUUAAAUGUUGACUCAAAAAGCUGAUGGAUAGAAAUGGAAAGUCAGCUCCUCACUGUCACUGGACAACUGAUUAGUUCAGACAGAGAAAAACUGUUUUUAGGCCUCCAUUUCCAGUUAUAGAAAAACGAAAGUUUUCAUGAGUUUUCCUUUAUUCUACAGCUUGUAGAAGCACCAUUAGCAGCAAUAGUUGUUCAUAAUUAUCUUGUGCAUGAUGUUAUUCAUUUCUGAUGGUAAUUUCUGCCUUCGGCGACAUCUGGAAUCUUUUCAUAAUCUAAUUUGGUUAACUCAGUGACAUCAAGGUGAGCAGAUCCUAAGGCUGCAGAACAUGCCUUAAUUAACUACCUCUAACCUUGAAAGCUAGAAUGAUACAUUGAAUUUAGCUUUGAAUCAGCAUUAUGGCCACUUUCCACUCUCAUUUGGAGUGACUUGUCAUAGAUUCACAAGUCUUAUGGUUCAUCAUUAAAGUCUUAAAUCCAAUUGCCAAAUUCAUUUUAGACAGGAGGUUUUCUUUUGGCAAACCUUUUGAACGAGUCAUAUUCAGUCCAUCACUUGCCUAUAUUGCUGCUGUUAACGUUAACAUUUAGCAUGCUAACUGGGGUCUACAGAGCAGGGGAGGUUAGGGAGGAAAAGUUAGGACAAUUCCGAUGGCCCCUGACUGACAAAGAGCUCUGCCACAAAAUAAUUGUUUUUUUAUCAUUUUUUUUUAUUUUCCUAUUGAAAUAGAAAACAAUUUGGGGGCCUUGUCAGUAACAACAUUUAUAUAUAUAUUUUUAAUUCCCAGACCAAAAAUCACACAUUCAUAUUUGCACUGAAUCCUCCCCCCACCCCCCUCCGGAUCUGUAUGAAAUGAUUUGAUCCUGUUUUGCACACUCGAUGGUGAAGGUGUUCAGCAGCAAUCAGUAGAAAAGAAAAACGACUACGGCAGUUACUAUGCUGCCAAGAAAAUUAAUAAAAUCAGGUUUUCAAAAAGAGAG
This is a messenger RNA of Xiphophorus hellerii (green swordtail), 9616 nucleotides long. RefSeq names its product whirlin-like. Gene Ontology annotation, biological process: sensory perception of sound; auditory receptor cell stereocilium organization. Lineage: Eukaryota; Metazoa; Chordata; Actinopteri; Cyprinodontiformes; Poeciliidae. Bases 5143 to 8076 code for a protein of 977 amino acids. Gene Ontology annotation, molecular function: protein binding. Gene Ontology annotation, cellular component: stereocilia ankle link complex; plasma membrane; photoreceptor inner segment. The record is from RefSeq and is a predicted model, not a curated record. The transcript is spliced from 12 exons.